This is a messenger RNA of Macrosteles quadrilineatus (aster leafhopper), 6922 nucleotides long. Its product is annotated as dual specificity calcium/calmodulin-dependent 3',5'-cyclic nucleotide phosphodiesterase 1-like. NCBI's taxonomy places the organism in Eukaryota, Metazoa, Arthropoda, Insecta, Hemiptera, Cicadellidae. Bases 210 to 2195 code for a protein of 661 amino acids. Gene Ontology annotation, biological process: signal transduction. The record is from RefSeq and is a predicted model, not a curated record. The transcript has 15 exons. Gene Ontology annotation, molecular function: 3',5'-cyclic-AMP phosphodiesterase activity.
GCUGCUGGCCGCGGUGUGUCAGUCUCAGAAGGCCCGACACCUCUGGCGGGGAGUCGCCCCAGUGUCAGUGCUGACACCACGGUUGUAUAUCGUGUGCGGUAGAGGUGGCAGUCCUAGCUGCUGGCCGCGGUGUGUCAGUCUCAGAAGGCCCGACACCUCUGGCGGGGAGACGCCCCAGUGUCAGUGUGUGACUGUGCGUGUGUGCGUCCAUGUCGCGCAGUCCGGAUAUCGAGAUCCUAGGAGAGGAUAACAAAAGGUUCGUCUUCUCCUUCCGUCUCCAGGAUCCUGAUCAAGUGGCCAGUCCUCCAGAACGACCCCCUACCAAGGAGGACGCCCCUUCCCCGACUGGCGAGAUGCCGUCCAUCAAUAGAAACGGACAACUCUCCAAACAAGGCUCCCUCACAAUCGUUAGACGAAGUAGUGCCAAAAAACAGCAACGAACAACCAGUGAAGAAGAAAGUGUUGAUAGUGAUGAUUUGACCACAGACAACCUUCCGGCGAUAGACACACCCGACGCUUGUGACAAAGCCGCGGCUAGGUUGCGUUGUUUACUAAAACAGUUAGAACGGGGAGAGAUCUCGGCUGACGUAUUGCAAAAGAAUUUGCAGUACGCAGCCAGAGUCCUGGAGGCGGUCUUCAUCGAUGAAACUAAGCGAACUGACUCGAAAGCUGCCACCGACCGUUCUGAAGGAGAGACGACAAUCAACAUCACCCAGCGAAAACUCAAGACCCCCGUCUGGGCCGUCAGAUCCUCAGUGAGGAAAAAGGAGCAGGGCGAGGAGUCCUCGAGGAGGUUGGCGGACGAGGAUGACGAGCUGUCCGAGGUGCAGCCGGACGCGGUUCCCGCCGAAGUACGAGAAUGGCUCACCUCCACCUUUACGAGACAGCUGGCACCUACGAGGUGUCGGAAGGAGGAGAAGCCCAAGUUUCGGUCAGUCGCCCAGGCCAUCCGAGCAGGGAUAUUCGUUGAUAGAAUCUAUCGGAGAAUGGCCGCAAGUGGGUUUAUGCAGUUUUCACCGGAAAUCGUCGAGGUCUUAAAGUCCCUGGACGACUGGUCAUUCGACGUAUUCUCCCUAGGCAAGGCGGCGCAGAACCAGCCUGUCAGAUAUCUCGGAUACGACCUUCUUAACAGAUACGGCUGCCUGUCUAAGUUUAAGAUAAGUCUUCAGACAAUAGAAAACUUCCUCAACAGGGUCGAACAAGGGUAUUUGAGGUAUGGGAACCCUUACCACAACAAUCUGCAUGCCGCCGACGUGGCCCAGUCCGUCCACUAUAUGCUCUGUCAAACAGGCCUCAUGAACUGGAUGACGGACCUAGAAAUCUUUGCCACACUGAUCGCUGCACUAAUACACGACUACGAACACACGGGGACGACUAACAAUUUCCACGUCAUGAGUGGAACGGACACGGCGCUCUUGUACAACGACAAGGCAGUUCUAGAGAACCACCACCUCAGUGCCUCAUUCAGGGUUCUUAAAGAAGAAGAUUGCAAUAUUUUGAGUAAUAUGUCGAGAGAAGAAUACAGGGAAUUCCGAUCUUUAGUGAUAGAAACAGUACUGGCAACGGAUAUGAGCUGUCAUUUUCACCAACUCAAGAACAUGAAGAAUUUACUUUCUCUUCAAGAACCAAGCAUUGACAAGGCAAAGGCGUUAUCUCUAGUUCUCCAUUGUUGUGAUAUCUCACAUCCUGCCAAGAAGUGGGAUCUGCACUUCCAGUGGACGUCGCUCCUACUGGAGGAGUUCUUCCUGCAAGGAGACCGGGAGAAGGAGUUAGGACUUCCAUUCAGCCCUCUCUGUGACAGGAAAAACACCUUGGUCGCGGAGUCUCAAAUAGGUUUCAUAGAGUUCAUCGUGGACCCUAGCAUGUCAGUCUGUAGUGACAUGUUAGAAGCCAUCCUCGCCCCCGUGGUCGCCCCUGCGGCCGCCAAGGAAGUCAAGAGAUCAGUGUCAGUCUCGGAAGACACGAGAAAACAUCAUGAACAAAUCAAUUGUGAUGAUGCGCCGCCUCCAUUCACAAUAAAAAAGCCUUGGUUAACCUGUCUCGCGGAAAACAAGAAGAUUUGGAAAGAAAGAGCAGUUAUAGAUGCGGCAGCAAGAGCAGCUGCAGAAGCGGCGGCGGCGGCAGAAGCAGAGGAAGAAGAAAGGAGAAAACAAGAAGAAGAGGGUCAGAAAAGCGAGGGGAAGGUUGAAGAAUAGCAUCAAAACAGCCUUCGUCCAUUGGCUGCGUACCAUGGUGUAGCUUUAUCCUUAAGCCGCUUGACGCUUAUGUAUAAUGUGUAUAUUCUACCAUGCUAGACUGAUAUCAAGUAGGCUGAUAUAUUCAUGCACUUCUUCUUCUCACAGCCUGAACAAUGUAAGAUAGUGAAUUUUCUAUGUUCUCAAUCGCAUUGUACAAAGUUUUAUUGUAAAAAGUCUUCAUUGUUUCUCUCUCUGUAGUUUUCAGAUUUGUUAUUUAAUACGCUAUAAAAGACAAAUUUCAAGAUUUAAGUAGUUUAGUAAAACUAUUAAACGUUGUUUUUUUUUAGUUAAGUUUGUUUUGUUGUGUACCACUGCAAAAUGGUAUGAAAAAGGUACUGUAAUUAAAUAAAAUAGCUCGUCACUAAUACGAUACACUUGAUUAGUACACUUAGAUUAUCCGAAAGUCCAGAAAUGCAGUGUGGUUCUCGUUUCUUCAACAUUUUGAUAAUUCAUCCAACAUUGUUUAUAACUAUGUGUAUAAUUUCUCCUACUUUAAUUAAGUAGCCCUGCUGUAUACGUUUAAAAAUGUGACGAGGGCCAAUAGACCAAACUUUAAGAUCGUCGUAUUGAUAUUUCAUAAAAUAGAGUUCACAUAAAGACUUACUUCAGCAGGUGGCAUGCAAAAAUUGUAUUUGCUAGUAAAAAUUGGGUUUACGAAUCAAACUUUCUUUCAAGCUUAGUUUAGUCAUUUUAAUACCUUGUCCUCAUCGAUAUAAAUAAUAAACUGUCUUUUAAAUUUAAUCGUUUACUAGUUAACUUUGAAAACAACUUUCUAAUCACUCUUUUAUUCCUAAAAAACCUUUUCUACAUAAUCGUGAGUAAUACUGUACAGCUUCCUUUGUACAUAAACUAGAGAUUCUCGUUGUAAUUUUCCUACCUGCAAUAUUAUACCGUUAUCGUUUGCGUAAGGCCAGUUUUCACUUGUGCAUUUAGAGUGGUAAUAAGAACACCAGCUUUUCAUAGUAUAUACAGAGCUAUUUUGUAGAAAAUAUAUCUCUUACGAAAUGUACUUAGGGUCGUUCUAAAUAAUGUAAUUUUAAGACUUAACAAGUUUAGGGGUUAUUUUCAAUGCUGAAAGCUCUGGUUUCUUGGUUAGUUCCGUUUAAGAGAAUUGAUUCUAUCCGCUAUAAGCAACAGGAAGUAUUCGUGUUCUUUGUAUAUGAAACAAUCAGUUUUGUAUUAUGAACUUUCGAAAAAAAUACUAAAGAUAACGAUUAAGAACGAGUGAUUGGUUUUUUUAAAUUUGUAUUUUUAUAUUUUGGUCGAAACCGUACGCUUAUAAUCUUUAUGUAUCCGUGUGUAAAUAAUACCAAGAACAAAACUGAAAUGUCACAACACAAUAUUUUUUUUGUUUAAUUGUAAUUUUUGCAAGAGUUUAACUUACCAUUUCUGAGGAUAAUGUGUGCUAGAUAAUGUGAAAAAAAACUUUGUCCAACACUAUCAAAUUAUUCAUGUUAUAGUUCUUCCUUAUAUUUCAUAUUUAAUAUUUUACCCAAUUCCUUGCCAAUAUGAUAAACUGCUAAGAUAAACUUUUAUUCUUUGCUUUUUAGCUUGAGAAUUUAAAAGAAAUGCAUCCUGCAAUCCCUACCUUAAAGCGGACAAUUUACAUGUUGGUCGCAUUUCACUGGUUCAUUUACAGUGUGACUAAAGUAUACAAAUUGUGAUUGUAUCACAGUUGUUAUUCUGAACUAACAGUGAUACAUGAACAUGUAUACUGAUAACUACCACAUAACUACUGUACUGGCAACCACGUACUUCAUGCAAUACAUUAAGGGUGUUGAUCAAGAAUGUAUUUCCCCAGAAAUCAGUCAAUAACCAAAAUCCGAUUUGAUAAUUUUUAACGAAAUAAUCAUGUGUUGAAUUUGUUCUAUUCAUAAUUCAUAGACUACUAUGUUAUGUCUAUAGAUCCAAAUGUUGUAUACGGAUUAAAAUAAUUUGGACUUUUUCAAUCCAUAAUGCUUUCCAGUUUAAGUGAACCUGAAUAGCUUAAAAUGAAUAAAAUAAUUUUUUGAGAAUUAAUUUAAAUAAAACAUUAUAUAUGGAAUUAUAUGUGGAAUAAAAUCCACAAAUUCCAUUGAAAUUUAAAAUAGAACCGCCAUCAUACUUUUACGACAUACAUUUCAGUUUUGCAUCAUCAUGGAUGUUUGAAAAUAGAUGUUUUAAUGUUCUGUGUUCGUGCAGUUUAUUUUUUAUCGGUGUAGCAGUCACAUUGAUUUUGUUCAUUGUUAUGCAUGAGAUUUACACGCUCAUGGUUUGGAAAGAGCGGGUUCCACUGAUAAAUUACUAUCGUUGUUACAAUAAAACUAUAUAUAAAUAAAAUCUUUCGUGUGAUCCAGGAUUGUGUAAUAUAUAGGGCCUAUUAAUAUGUACAGCUUACCAUCUGUGCGUAAAACGCUUGAUCGUAUAGGUUAAUACCUUGUUGAAAUUUAUAAAGUGAUAUGUUAUCUACUGUGCAUAUUUUAAUAAUUAAUUCUAAGCGUACAUGUUCGUUAACUGUGAAAAGUUUAAUAAUUUUAUGGGUUUGUAGAUAAUGUUAUAAAGUUUAAUAUUGUUAACUUCUUAAAUUAAUUUAGUGUUAAUGAUGUUCCUAUAAUUUUGUUGAGGUUUUAGGUAUGUGUCGAAUAACCAAGCUUUGGAACUUUGCGUUUAAUUUACGCUUUUCAGAUUUAUAUAUUAUAGUUAUCUCUUAAGGUAUACAAGCUUACGGUCCAAAUUGAAAACAAGUAAAAAUUAUUAAGAAGAAGGAAAAAAUAUAAAAAUAAUAACAUUCUUCAUUUGUAUGUUUGACGACACUGAGACUCUUUUACAUUCUUAACUAUAUCCAUAAAACUAAAUAGCUUUAUUAAACCUGUUAUGUUAAGUUAUAUCAGCUCACUCUUAGUAGUGAAAAACAAACGUUUGAAUAAGAAUAUUGUAAUAUCCACAGCUUUGAAAGAGUUUUCUCUAGGACUCUUGUCUUCAAAAAAAAGUAUUAAAAGUAUUUCAAAUUAAUCAUAACAUAAGGUAAAUCCCUGUGUUUCAGUAAUUGUUCUCUACAUUAUGACUCUAUGAGCUUUGAUAAAAUUCUCAGUUUCGACAAACUUAACUAUAGAGUCAAACCUCAUUCUUCAAUACUGGAAGGUGGAACGCCUGAAGUGAAAAUCCUAGUUUCGUAUUCAUUUGUAAAUAGAUUUUCAACCACAGUUUUUGGACACAGGGUGAACACAUUAAAGUGAAUAUAAGAGGAGUGACCGUCAAUAUUUCAUUUUCUAAUAGAAUAGAUAUUGAAUCUUGUUAGGAUCUGAUUGGUCUACGAUGUAAAGGUGAUUGUUUUAUAGUUGAAAGCUACUACAAUUUCUGAUAAGUUUACCGAAUUUUCAAAACCCACCCGAGAAUAGUUUUACCACUCCGGGGUAAUUUGCCAAGUUCAUUCCCACCAAUUAAAUUUAAGAGUUUGUCUACCACAUUUUGACUUCGAGAUUAUUAAUUUCUUUUGCAAUUCAUACCAAGGGCUACAAAAUUGAAUACAUCCUAGAAAACAGAACUUAAAUAAAGAUAAUAAGAUAAUAAGAGCAAAAAUAUUAGUUUAAAAGUGUUAUAACCGUUUUAACUAAACACCAUCGAGAUUUAGGAAUCCCCUUUGUACAGUUAGUCUCAGUUUUUAGUCAGAAGAUAUGGUUUUCUUGACUCAAUAUCAAUUAUCGUACUUAAACUUAACCGGACUUAAGAUAUAGAUCAAAAUCUACAUCAAAUCACACAAUACAGGGUGAAAACUCUCAACGUGUCCGAAUAAACGCAUUUCUUACCAAAAAGCUGUACAAAACCGGUCCAUACAAACUGGUUUUCUACUCUACCAUCAGAAUUUAAUAGUAACAAUUACUGAUAACCUAAUAAGAAAGUAACCUACAGUACGGUUCACGAUAGUCGCAUUUGAGGAGCCUAUUUACCACGUGACUUUGAAGGAGCCAAUGAGGACCGUGCGCUGUUGCCAAAUCUAAUAAUACCAGCUUAUUUGAAAAUAUUGUUUAGUAUAUUUUUAUUAGAUUCGAAAAUUAUUGAACGGGCGAUGAUGCAACGACGCGCUAGUCCAGUCUGCUAUUGGAGGUUGCCUCCAACUACAGACUCUUGUGGUCCCUAGUGUAAAUAUCAUAUUACAAAGUACUACAAGUGGAUUACCUACAAUAAAGGUAUUUAUACCGCUUAUAUUGUAUCUUGGCAAUCCGAAGGCUAAAAAAUGAAAUUCCAAAGUUUACUUCAGAUUGUAUUAGCUUUCAACUCAAACACUAAGGCGUAGGCUUAGAUUGCGUCAGGGACCAGUAAGUUCACUAUUUGCAGUAAGGAGCAUAUCACGAUUGAUUCGUUGCUAAAGGUAUUUCAGAAUUAGAAAUAGAAUAGUCAUCCUUAAUUACAUAAGUUAGACAUUUUCCACCGUAACCACUGUCUGUUUCACGUGUGGAAUUGUAAAUAACUAGGCCUAUUGCUUUGGAACUCUAAACUCUCGUUCCGAUUUCUUUGUAUUGGCCUUAAGCUGAACAAUGAUAUUAGGUUAAGGAAUUGUGUAUAGUUUCAGAAAUUUACAUUUCUAUUGCUACUCAUUUACAUAUCGUUUAAAAGACGAGUCUGUACUUAUUUGGUUGUUUUCACUGAAUUUUGCACUUGUAAAUUAUAUUUAUGACAAGUCUGUAUACAUAAAGUAACAAAUAAUG